This is a messenger RNA of Vicia villosa (hairy vetch), 1411 nucleotides long. RefSeq lists its product as uncharacterized. The transcript is spliced from 3 exons. Gene Ontology annotation, cellular component: chloroplast envelope. NCBI's taxonomy places the organism in Eukaryota, Viridiplantae, Streptophyta, Magnoliopsida, Fabales, Fabaceae. The record is from RefSeq and is a predicted model, not a curated record. The coding region runs from base 126 to 944 and encodes 272 amino acids.
UCCAUAGUAGUAAAAAAAUGCUGAAAAUCAUAUAUCGAUGAUAUCAAUACUCCAAUAAUCAAAUCAAUGUUUCUUCUUCUUCUUUUCAAAUCACACUAACACUCUCAAACUUCAAACCAAAAAAAAUGUUACUCACUCAUCACCUUCAUCUCCCUUUCACACAUUCACCUUCUUCAUCUUCAACUACUUUCACCACCCCCUUCCGCCCCUUGCACCUCACCACUCCAAUCCUCAACCUCAAACUCCCACCCACACCCCCCCGGUUUACUUCCUUCACCCUCCACGCCGAUUCAUCCCGCCGCCAAUCCCAACCCUCCAUCUCCAACUACGUCGUCGCCAAUUCCAUUUUCGAUUCCGUCAUCGACUCCUUCCUUUCAGUGCUCGAGUUCCUGUGUCUUCUCUCUUCGCUCAUCGUGUCGGCUAACGUCGCCGUGAUUGCGCUGUGGAAGAAGGAGUUGUAUGAAGCGAUUGGGAGUAGGGUUGCUCCGUUGAGUAUGUUGUUGCUUGUGGUUGGUGUUUUGAGUGGCGCGUUGAUUAGGAGAAGGAGGGAUGUUGUGAUUGAGGGAGUUCCGGUGUCGAAGGUGAGUUUGUUGCCGAGGAUUCAGAAAUUGGAAGGGGAUAUGGCUAGGUCUGCUAAUGUUAUUAGGAUUUUGUCUAGGCAGCUUGAGAAAUUGGGGAUGAGGUUUCAGCUUACUCGGAAGAAUAUGAAGGAACCAAUAUCUGAGACUGCUUCUCUCGCACAGAAGAAUUCCCAGGCCGCAACAGUAUUAGCCAUGCAAUCAGAUGUUUUAGAGAAGGAGGUCCAGGAAAUUCAGAAAGUCUUACUAGCAAUGCAGGAACAACAGCAAAAACAACUCGAUCUCAUUCUUGCAAUUGUGAAGCCAGGUAAGCCAUGGGAAAGCAAGCAAGUUAAUGAGGUGAAUCAGGAGGUCCACCAAAUUUGAAGCUUGGGUACAAAUUCCAGAGUGAUGAAUCUUAGCGAAACAUUCUGAUUUAUGAUGUGCACACUGAAUCAUCCAUCAACACACAAAGUCAAAUUACCAAUAAUUUUAUCGGCACAGAAAUAAUUAUUACACGUCUUCUAAGGGCACCUCAAGGUUCCUGUUGAUACAGGUGAGAAGAAAUUAAUCAAUGAGUCAAUUCAAUCUAAGGGGAGAAUUUACUGAACUCUCUGAUUUGUGGUAAAGUUCGGGAACGUAAUGUUGGUUCUUUGUGUUUGUGCAUGUAUUUUCAUUUCAAGUUUACAAGGUGCUCAUCAUCAAAACUUGUCACAGUUCACAUAUUUCCUCUGCUCUGCUGUAUCAAAAACAUAUGAAUAUAUAAACAUUGGUGUGGAACAUACUUUGGUCCAGACCCUUUUUGUUUUCAAAAAUACCUUGAACCCAAAGUGUUCUUCUGGCUGUUUUUUAAA